Westerdykella ornata is the source of this 1989-nucleotide messenger RNA. RefSeq names its product GH51 arabinofuranosidase. Lineage: Eukaryota; Fungi; Ascomycota; Dothideomycetes; Pleosporales; Sporormiaceae. Gene Ontology annotation, molecular function: alpha-L-arabinofuranosidase activity. Bases 1 to 1989 code for a protein of 662 amino acids. The transcript is spliced from 4 exons. The record is from RefSeq and is a predicted model, not a curated record. Gene Ontology annotation, biological process: L-arabinose metabolic process.
AUGCUUCCGACGUUGGUAGCCACCGUGUUGGCGGCAUUGGCCACUACGGCUCUGUCUGUCGACAUUGUGGUUCACAAGGAUGGAGGGAACAAGACCAGCGACAUGCCCUAUGGUCUCAUGCACGAGGACAUCAACUACGCGGGUGACGGCGGCAUCUACGCCGAACUCAUCCGCAACCGCGCCUUCCAAGGCAGCAAGCAAUUCCCCGUCUCGCUGUCCGGCUGGAGCCCCAUCAACGGCGCCCAACUCACUCUCAAGCAGCUGAGCAAGCCCCUCUCCUCCGCCCUUCCCAACUCCAUGAACGUCGCCGUCGGCAACGCUUCCAAACCGGGGCCCAUUGGCUUCUCCAACUCGGGCUUCUGGGGCAUGGACGUCAAGAAGCAGCCGUACAAGGGAUCAUUCUACGUCAAGGGUGCCUACAAGGGCAAGUUCACCGCGAGCCUGCAGUCCGCCAUCACCAAGGAGACGUUCGGCAGUGUCGAGAUUGUGAGCAAGAGCGUCGAAAAUGAGUGGGUGCAGCAUAAGUUUACGCUGGUGCCGACGAAGAAUGCGAAGAAUGGCAAUAAUACAUUUGCUCUGACGUUCCGGCCCGAGGGCGUGCAGGGCAAGGCCAAGAGCUUGGAUUUCAAUCUCAUUAGCUUGUUCCCGCCGACGUACAAGGGGAGGGAGAAUGGGUUGCGGGUGGAUUUGGCCGAGGCGUUUGCGGCGCUCGAACCGAAAUUCCUCCGAUUCCCAGGCGGUAAUGCACUCGAGGGACCCGAUCUAGCCAACCCCUGGAAGUGGAAUGAGACUCUUGGUCCGCUCAAGGACAGACCCGGACGCCCCGGUGUCUGGGGAUACCAAAUGUCAGAUGGUCUCGGUCUGAUGGAAUACCUGCAAUGGGCUGAAGACAUGAACCUGGAGCCCAUCCUCGCCGUCUGGGCAGGCCUCGCCCUCGAUGGGGCCUACGUCAACGAAACCGAUCUCCAGCCCUGGAUCCAAGACGCCCUCAACGAAAUCGAAUUCGUCCGGGGGCCCGCGACCUCGCCCUACGGCUCCCUGCGCGCCCGUCUCGGCCACCCGGAGCCCUUCCCGCUCAAGUACGUCGAAAUCGGCAACGAGGACUGGCUCGCUGGCCGGCCCGCGGGUUUCGAAUCCUACAUCAAAUACCGCUUUCCCUUGUUCAAAAAGGCCAUUUCAGAAAAGUACCCAGACAUCCAAAUCAUCGCCAGCCCGUCCGUCUUCGAUGACAUGACCAUCCCCGCCCCCGUGGCGGGCGAUUACCACCCGUACAGGGAACCCGACGAGUUCUACAACGAGUUCCACAAGUUCGACGGCCUGACGCGGGACAACAAGACGCUCAUCGGCGAGUACGCGGCCGUGCACGCCAACGGGGGGAUCAAGUGGGACGGGGGGCUGCAUCCGUUCCCCUGGUGGAUCGGGGCCGUGGGCGAAGCCAUUUUCCUCAUCAGCGCCGAGAACGCGGGCGAUCGCAUCUUGGGGGCUACGUACGCGCCGAUAUUGCGCAAUAUGAAUAGCUGGAGCUGGAGCGUGUGCAUGAUUGAGUUUGAGGCGGAUACGAGCAAGACGACGCUGAGCACGAGUUAUCACCUGUUUAAGUUGUUUUCGACGAAACCGAUUACGAGGACCCUGCCGACGACGCCUGGGGAGCGGAAUACGACGAGUUUGUUCUGGGGUGCUGGAGUGGCGCAGAAGGGGGGCAGGGUGGUUAAGUUUGCGAAUUAUAAUACUACGGGGCAUGCGGAUACGCCGGUGAGUGUGAGGUUUGAGGGGGUGAGGGAGAAGAAGGCUACGUUGACGGUUUUGACGGGGAAGGAGGGGGCGUAUGGGUUUAAUGAUCCCGAGAGGGGGAAUGAGGUUGUUAGGCAGGAGAGGAGGGUCCUCGGGGCGGAUAGGGAGGGGAGGUUUGUGUUUCGGUUGCCGGAGUUGAGUGUUGCGACGUUGGAGGUUGGGAGGAGGGGGGAUGAUGACGAGGAGGAGGAUGAUUAG